CUGAGGCAUUGGGGGAGCAGGGUGUGUCUGGUUCCACCGAGGAAGAGGAUGGAGACGAAGACGAGAAGACAGAAGAUAAGUUAAAGUCGCUGUUGGAGGAUAUUCAUUUGGAGGAAGGCUCAGAGGAGGAGGACGAGGAAAUGACGGAGGCCAGGGUUCAGGCGAUUCUUAGUCAGGUGCAACAGGCAGAAAAAGACGUGUGUUCACUUCCAGGUUGGCACAGUGACACAUCCAGCGUCAACGUGGAGCCCCCCACACCCGGCCGCAGUGUGAGCUCAGACCUGCUAGACCGCCAGGAAAAUAGCCAGGAGAACUCCAGUGACUCCAUCACCUCUUCCUCUAGAGGAGAGCUAGCGAGGUCUAGGCACAAUGGCGAUAACACGGAGCUACCACCUCAGGACGGGUCACUUCCUGUAUCGCAGGACUCAGCCAACGGAAGAACUGGACGUGGGAAGGAAGAAGGCACGCUUGUAUCUGAGAGGAAAGUCCAGCAGCGUUUUAGUGAGUCCGGCUCUGACGAGGAGCGGACUGUCACCACCAGGGUGUUUCGGCGCCGGGUCAUUCUCAAGGGAGAACAGGCAAAGAAUAUUCCGGGCGAAUCAGUGACAGAAGAACAGUUUACUGAUGAAGACGGUAACAUCAUCACUAGAAAAGUCAUCAGAAAGGUUAUCCGCCGGGUGUCAACGCCCACGCCUGACGACCAGGGCGGGGACAGGGGGAGUUGGGACCGAGGAGACCCCUGGCCCUGCCCUUUCUUACUGGAGGAGGAGUUAGAGCAAGGAGAUGGAGCUAAAAGCAGGUCGGGAGAGAAGAAGCUUCAAUCGUAGGGGUAGCUGUGCUCCACCAGGUGUGCAGGAAUUCUUCUCAUCUGUUUCCAGGGCAGAAAGUUACAAACUGAAAAACUCAAGAAAUUUCAGCCAGGACUUGAUCCGUCUGAUUUCAAUAUGAGCAUGAAAAUCUCACUCCCUGUCAAUUGAGGGACCUGGAAGGUUCUCACCAUGGAAUCUGAAUUCUAAUUGUAUGGCUCUCACUUCCUGUGGUCUAUGGACCAGGAGAAUUCUGCUUCCUGUUUGUGACUCGUAACGUGCCAUUGGUGUCGUGAGAGCUUUUGAGGAGUAUUGUGGUGACAACAAAAAGGACUCCAUCACAGAAAAACUACAGGUGCAACUGAACAUACACCUGUGACCAAAGAUGGCACAAAAGCUCAAUUCUAGUAGUAGGAGAAAGAAAAUCAACAAAAUUACACAAAAUCUAGAGGAACACUUCUGAUCCACCUCCAACACUCGCCUUAUAGUUUUUUCUUGGACCCAUAAAUGUCAGGUUGUAAAUUGCUGUGGGGUUUGUUUUCCUUUUUAAAACUAAAAAUAAUACACAGCUUUUUCCUGUAUAUAAAUUACAAUGUGUACAAUAGAAAAAUGAUGAGUUACAGGAUGAUAAUGCACAGGAGAGGACUUUACAAGUGCUUUCAACAUUAUUAUCAAAAUGGUUCCACUUUUAAGGAAGAUUUGAGUGUAACUUCACACGUUCUUGUAUAAUUCAUUAUUAUAGCAGGUAUAAUGUUUGUAUAUGAAAAAAGCUGGUUAGAUUUUAACAGAGGACAUUUCCAGAAAAUCUUCUGCAAAUUUAAGUGAUUCCUAAAAAGGGGAUGUAUCUAAUUCUGCAAAAGCAGAGUACUCAUAUUUUCAUGCAUGCCGUUCACAUUAUUUUAAGUACAAUUUUUACAAGUUUGCAAACACUGUAUUAAAAUGAGAAUUAAAACCCUUUAUCUGUGUACACAUAUAGUCCUUACAUUUGUCACCAGUUUUAUAUUUGAAAUGAAAAAAAUACCAUAAAAGCAUUUGUGUCGGGGACUAGGAACAGUAUGAAGAAAAUUUGUUCUAUAGCUUCUUGAGGGUUUAAUGUAGUCUACCGUUUGUCUAUGUAAAACUGAACGGCAGCUUCUGCUGGCAUUAGCAUAAAUGCUAUGAGAAAGAAGUUAUCUGAAUGUAUAUGCUAGUAGACUGGCUCGCCGUAAAACUAUAACUGUAUUGUGUGUAUUGGCUAUAAGGUGUAGAGGUCUCUCUGUACGCUGUAAGACUGUUUGUAAUCAUUUUAGCGGUGUGUCAUUUGGUUUUAUGAAGGCUGCUGUGGUUUUAAAGAAAAGGUGUAAUUUCCUUUUGGGCUUUGGUGAAGUACUUCCUUAAAUUUAAUCUACUCACAUAAAGACAUAAGACAUUAUUUGAUUGUAGCUCUUAAUAGAAUAUGUAUGACAAAAACACUGGAUGGUCAAACGAUUAUUUAAGCAUCAAAUGAAUUGUGUGAUCUUUCUUGGCUUGAGAAUCUGUAUGCGGUGUCUAACUAGCAUUCAUUUGAUAGCUCAUUGGCGAUUACUUUGCAUUAAAUCUUCUCUUUGUAUUGGUUUGACUAGAGGCCCAUGUAGUUAAAGUGUGGUGUUAUUCUGGUGUGAAGGCUCAGACUUAGUGUGAUGAUGUUUAUGCUGUGGACAUGACAACCAAGUAAAGGACUUUAUUUUUAGACAAGUGAAGUCAUUUAGGGUAUUGUAUCAUAUCUCCCAUCCUACAUGUCAAUCAGGGGGUAGAGGCUAAUUUGAUCAAUUUUGUUUGAUAUGUGUUUUCACCUGAGCUAAUUUUUCGAUGUACAAUUCUUACUAACAGAGUGAAGCCAUUGAAAUGUAACUAUUCUAGCACUUUGGUUAUUCAAAGUCUUCUUUUAGAGGCUAUAGCAGUAAUGACGCCACCACAAUGUUUCAAUUUAAAAACAAAAUAAAAAUGCAUUGAUUUUGCAA
This is a messenger RNA of Oncorhynchus keta (chum salmon), 2785 nucleotides long. Its product is annotated as ankyrin-1-like. NCBI's taxonomy places the organism in Eukaryota, Metazoa, Chordata, Actinopteri, Salmoniformes, Salmonidae. The transcript is spliced from 7 exons. The coding region runs from base 141 to 827 and encodes 228 amino acids. The record is from RefSeq and is a predicted model, not a curated record.